AUGUUGAGUACAUGCUUGGAAAAAAAAAUUAAUAUUUUUGAUCCUUUUGCCGUUUCCCAAGAAGUGUCCAACGAAGUUGAGAAUGAAGUACUAGUAUUUCAUUUUGAUAAAUUUACGGCAUAUUUUUGUGAUUUUGAUCCUCAUUUUGCCAUGAAUGUAUUGUCGAAAAUUGAAGGUGUUCUACUCAUAGAAAAACCAAAAAUUGCUUCACUGGACAGGAGUAUAAUUGAUUUACUGGACGGGACAACUCGAAGCAAAACAACUUUAUAUAAUUUAGAUCGUAUCGACACUGCUAGGAUGAAAUAUGAUGGAUUUUAUACAUAUCCAACUAGUUCUGGAAAAGAAGUGAACGUCUACAUUAUGGACACAGGAGUGCGAAUGACACACGAUGAAUUUAAAGAUAGAGUCAUACUCGGAGGAGUUUUCUGUGAUGAAUGUAAAGACGGAGAUGAUGAGUAUGGUCAUGGAACUCACGUUGCUGGCACAGUUGCAGGAACAACGUAUGGUGUUGCAAAAUUAGCAAAUAUCAUCAAUGUUAGAGUCGGUGAUGCUUCCGGAUCUAUUGAUUUCCUUGCAAUUACAAAAGGUGUAAAUUAUGUGAUUAAUGCUCAUAAAAAUGAUACAAAAAAAAAUAGUAUUAUCAACAUGUCUUUUCAUCUUGAAUAUUCUGAAGCCAUGGUUAAAUUAGUCGAGGAAUGUACUGAUAACGGUAUUCACGUUGUAGUCUCAGCUGGCAAUUCUAAUAUCGAUGCAUGCUCAAUAACUCCAGCUGCUGCUCCUUCAGCUAUUACGGUUGCCUGUUCUGAUAAAUCUGAUCAAAUGGCCUAUUUUUCAAAUUAUGGACCAUGUGUUGAUAUUUAUGCCCCAGGUGUAAAGAUUUUAUCAGCUUAUAUAAAAUCAGAUACUGAUAAUACGUAUCUUGAUGGAACAAGCAUGUCUGCUCCUCACGUUGCGGGCGCAAUAGCACUUUAUAUUUCAGUUUAUGGCAACUUACCUCCAUCAGAUAUGACCAAUGCAAUUAUCUCAUUAUCUACUAAAAAUUUAAUUAAAGAAAUUCCUAAUAAUAAUGAUGAUAGUUAUUUGUUGCGUGUACCUCAUUAA
Messenger RNA from Dentiscutata erythropus, 1101 nucleotides. NCBI's taxonomy places the organism in Eukaryota, Fungi, Glomeromycota, Glomeromycetes, Diversisporales, Gigasporaceae. The record is from the annotation of a GenBank genome assembly.